Messenger RNA from Malassezia pachydermatis, 3189 nucleotides. RefSeq names its product membrane transporter. Gene Ontology annotation, molecular function: calcium:proton antiporter activity. The record is from RefSeq and is a predicted model, not a curated record. NCBI's taxonomy places the organism in Eukaryota, Fungi, Basidiomycota, Malasseziomycetes, Malasseziales, Malasseziaceae. Gene Ontology annotation, biological process: intracellular calcium ion homeostasis; calcium ion transmembrane transport. The coding region runs from base 1 to 3189 and encodes 1062 amino acids. Gene Ontology annotation, cellular component: membrane; endomembrane system. The transcript has a single exon.
AUGGCAAAUGAACGUCACAUGCCGACCGCCCCGAUGAUGGAGCGUUCGUUCAGCCAGAGUGCGAUGCGACAUGGUCCUGGCUCUGCCACAUUUCAGCAUGGGGAUAACGAAGAGAACAAUGGCAGAGUCAUCAACUUCGACAAGCCCGACGAUGAAUACGUGUCAGAAGACCGUGGUGAGGCCCUGAUCCGACAUCGUAUUCGGGAACGUCGACGUGAGAAAUGGCUGAAACAGCGUGAGCGUGAACUUGAGCAAGAAUCAGCCCUCUCUACAACAUCCGAGGGAACAGAUAUCCAUUCCAAGACGAUGCAUCGUCCUGGACCCUCUACAUCGUACCGUGAUACGCCUAUGCGGCACAGCAUGCUCAGCGACGCGGCCGGAUGUAGUAUGGGUCGCGAAUACGACUCUGCUGGGGAAAGUGAACAUGCAGGCCAUGUGAGCUUCACAGAUAUGAUGGACGACUCAGCAAUCCAAGAAUCUAUCGACGAGAACGAGCUGGAAGAUGAUUUGGACGAAAACGAUCUCGAAUACACCGUCAAAGAUCGACAGGACGCCCUGAACAUCGAGCAUCCUUUUGGUCUGCCGAUUUGGAAGCCAGCUCUAUACAAAAAGUCCCGCUCGAUCCAGCGUACUGCCAACUCAGCUGUGCGUUCGAUGCCGGGCUUACACACGGAUCGUGCUUCGUGGCCUGGCAAUUUGCUCUGGUGUAUCGUGUUUGGUGUUUGGUUGAGUCUCCUCUGCUUUAUCUGCUCAGGGAUUUUGUACUUUGUCCCCAAAGGCGGUAUUAUGUACUCUCAUACACUCUAUGGCCUUGGCACAUAUAUUUUAUGGCCUUUCGGCAACUACGUGGAAGUGGAAUGCUCGCAUGCUGGUGGCCACCGCCAUGGACCUUGCCGGCUGCCUACUGUUCACGAACAUGAAGUGAAUAUGGACGAGCAUGAUGAUGCCGGUGAAGUUCCUGAUGAAAAUACACCUUUGAAUUCUGAGCAUCCUCACCAUUCGCUGUAUAGUGGCGUUGAAGACGACACGGCCGAGUCGCCUCUUUCCGAGAAGGAGCGUAUUUCACAAGAGAAGAAAUUGUACCAUUACGUAUUUGAUGAGAAUGGGAAUGAUGUGGGUGUGCCGAAGCGCAUCGGUGGUAUUAUCGUUUAUGCUUUGCUGUACAUCUUUGUGCUUUUCCCUGCGCUGGGACUGGUCUGCCUGCUCUGCUGGAGCUUUGUGUUCACGAUCCCGAUGGCCAAAGUGAGCUGGUUGCUGCUGAAGAACAUGGCCAAGCAGCCUCUUGCGUUGCAUUUCCGCUCCCCCUUGCACAUCGACACACGUGUGCUCAAGGUGAAGGACUCGGAUGAGCCGGAGCAAAUGCGGCAGGUGUUGCACCCAGGCAAUCUUGCUCCUCGCAUUAAGCGUCAGCACCGCAAGAAGGGCACAUCCAAGCGUCGCAGUACCAUCUUAUUGUGCACCUACAAGGCCAUGGGCAGGGAGUACUUCAAGUACACGGUAGGCGGUGUGAACAUUCUCUUUGUGAAUACGGUGCCUGUGGUGUUUUUCACCAUCAUCCUUUUCUUCCUCGUGCGGCCAUAUUGUCUGCGUCAUGGACUUAAGGAGGGUCUGCUGGGUACACUCAUCUCGGAUGGUCUUAUCUUUGGGUUGUCUUUGGCGAGUGUGAUGCCUCUGUCGUACUUCAUUGGUAUGGCAGUGGCAAGUAUCAGUACGCAGAGCAGUAUUGGAAUGGGUGCUGUGAUCAACGCUACGUUUGGUUCUAUUAUUGAGUUGAUUCUUUACUCGCUCGCGCUAACAGAAGGCAAGGCUAGCUUGGUCGAGGGCUCGAUUAUCGGUUCGAUUCUGGCCGGUGUCUUGCUAAUGCCUGGCACGAGCAUGUGCUCGGGUGCGAUGCGGCGCAAGGAACAAAAGUUCAACUCGCGCUCCGCUGGUGUAACGAGUACGAUGCUGAUCAUGGCCAUCAUCGGUAUCCUCACACCGACCCUCUUUUACCAUAUUUACGGCAAAUUUGAGAUGGCAUGCUCUGGAUGCCCCAAUGACGUCAACUCGGCGGCCGAUAGCUGGAAGUGCGAUCAGUGCUCUUUCCAGCGCAUGUCCCCGCUAGACGACCCCUUCUUUCAAACCAAUGUCAAAGGUCUCGUCUAUGCCUGUGCUGUGGUUCUACUCCUGGCAUAUGGUAUCGGUUUGUGGUUCUCUCUGCGUACACACGCAUCGCAAAUUUGGAAUAGCACUCCGAAUAUUGGGCCGGAAGCCAUCCAUCCACUGCACCGUGCUGCUAUGUACAAACGCCUACUGCAUGCGAAUGAGGAGCAAAGUUUGCCGUUGCACCAGGAUGCAGCCUCUCAGGAGCGUAUGCCUACGGCUGGCCCCUCCAAGGGCCUGAAGGCCGCGAAUGCAGCUGCCUCGGCUGCGUUAGCGGCCAAGACCAUGUCGUCGUCUGUCCCUGACCUGCCCUCAGACAACAAACCUACGAGUUCGGCGCCUGAGGACACGGCCAAGCCUAAACUGAGUCCAGAAGAUGCGUUGGCUGACGCAGCUGCGCGUAUGUACCAAUACAUCUUCAGCCAGCAAAAGCAACAACCCAGUCAAGACGAAGAGGAGACUGAGAACGAGGGAGGUGGUGGCCAUGAUGGGCCGUCCUGGAGUCGUGGCUUCUCGCUGAGCGUCCUGCUGGGAUGUACGGUUCUCUAUGCUGUUAUUGCCGAAAUUAUUGUCGACUUGGUCGAUGUGGUGAUUAAUGGCUCUGGUCUCUCGGCCAAGUUUGUGGGCGUGACCAUCUUUGCGCUUGUGCCCAAUACCACCGAAUUUAUGAAUGCCAUGAGUUUUGCGCUGAACGGCAACAUCGCCCUGUCUCUUGAGAUUGGAUCUGCGUACGCACUUCAAGUGUGCUUGAUUCAAAUUCCUGUACUGGUGGGCUUUAGUGCUCUGUACAAUUCUUCCUACAUGCCGCAAGAAGGUUUUGAUAUGGCGGCUCACUCCUUCACGCUUCUCUUCCCACGCUGGGACAUCAUUGCUAUUGUAUUUUCCAUUUUCCUCCUCACCUACACCUAUAAUGAGGCACGCAGUAACUACCAUCGCGGCAGUAUUCUUGUGCUGGCCUACGUUGUGUUUGUGCUUGGUUUCUUCUUUGCGCCGGACUUUGACCCUGAAGACCCAGCGCAAGCCGGUGUACGUCGCUUCCCUGCAUAA